This is a messenger RNA of Prorocentrum cordatum, 1022 nucleotides long. The record is from the annotation of a GenBank genome assembly. NCBI's taxonomy places the organism in Eukaryota, Dinophyceae, Prorocentrales, Prorocentraceae.
CCUCAUCCUCGAUUUGGUCUCAAACUUACCUUUUAAAUCUACCCGAGGCAUCGGCCCCGCUCCAAAGAACGCUCCCCAGAACGGAGUCUGCUCCGAGUCUAUUCGGAGCGAUGGGCGGCAGCGACGGCGACGCGCUCGACAACGACGCCAUCAUCGUGAUCGACGCGUGCUGCUGCUCGUACGAAGGCUGCCUCUGCUCGGACGAGUGCAUCGGGUGCAUGGCGAGCGAGACCCUGUGCUGCCUCGAGAUGGAGUUCUGCUGCAAGUCGGGCACGGAAAGCCUCUGCUGCAUCUGCUGUGCUAUACGCUGCGUCUCGCCAACCGUGUGCAUCAAGUCGCAGGGCCAGGUGUGCUGCCUGGCCGGGGCCGCCGCCAUCCCGUGCGACGAGGAGGUACCCUGCAUGGUCGGCAUGUUCGGCAUCGUCUGCUACCCGUCGUUCAGCGUCUGCAAGACGCUGGGCGAGAUCAAGGGGGGGGGCGUCGAGGCCGAGGGCGAGGGCGGCGACAACUCGGCCACCGACUAGCCGGCGCCUGCCAGGCGAAGGCGCGUCUCCCGGAGGCGCACGUGGCCGAGGUAUGAGCCCGCGGGCCUGUUUUUGCCAACCAGCCUGUGGUGUUGGGUCGUCGUUUUGAAGAGACAGCGCCCCGCACCAUACCCACAUUCGCGGUACUCGAAGCUGCACAUGCUUGGGCUCUUCGCCAGGCUAAUUUUUUGCUCGCGGCGCCCAAAGUGAGAGGCCUCUGCGGAGGCUCGGCGACCCGCGCCCCGGCGGGCGCCACGGCGCGGCGAUCGCAACUGCGUGACGGUGAGCUCACGGUGCAGUCGCAGUUUUUUUUUUCCACUGGCUGCUGCGGGCCCGCCCGGUCCUGAGAGAGCUGCGCUCCAGGGGUAUACUGGCAUGGCCCGGCGAGGGGAUGACGCAGGAUGAGGUGGCGAUCUAUUGCGCGGCCCUCGGCGCGAGCGGCGGCGAGAGGGGCCGCCCGAGCGCGCGCGGGCUGGCGGCGAGGAAGCGCUCGGGAAA